CUUUGUCGCUAUUGUGGCCCUAUCGGGCCACAUAAGUCACGUGUGUUUUCGCGCCUAUAUAAUGACGUCAUGAUGACGAAACACGCGUCUCUUUGGCUCAGCCAAUAGAGGAGAAUCUCGUCAUCAUAAUUCGACCAAUCACAGACCACCAGCCUGGCCGGGCUACAAGCGACGCUUCCACAAAGCCGGCAGUGUUCUGCAGACCUCCCUGGUCUUCACAAGUGGACCCAGUUGCUCCUACUCUCGCCGCCCUCACGCCCAAAAUAAUGAACAUUCCUAGCUCUGGUUUUUAUCGGAAGGCCACCGACCCUAGGAGAUGGGUUGCUCCUCCUGUAGCGGAAGAUAGUGAUUUGGAGGUAGAGGCUGAGAGUGAUGUGGAUGAUAGUGACCUGGACCCUGAUUAUGUUGUAGAGGAAAACAUGACACCUACAACUUCAGGACAUGUGACUAGGAUCAGGCCUGAAGAAAUGCCUCUUGAUGAUGAUGCAGGUGAGGAUGAUGAGGAUGAGACGGUCUCGGGGGACACUCCACCACCCACCAAGAAGGUGAAGAAGGCCAAGGACCAGCCAUCAAGGGUAUGGAAGAAAGAAGACAUCGGACACACUCCUUUACCCGAGUAUAACCAUCCAGUGCCUGAUUUCCUCCUGAAGCCCUAUGAGUUUUUCCUCCAGAUGCUGACCAUGGAGAUACUUGAAGACAUUGUGUACCAGACGAACCUGUAUGCACGGCAGAAGGAUGUCAGUACCGCUUUCUCCCUUGACAUCCAGGACCUGAUGGUGUUUUUGGGCAUUAUCCUCUACAUGGGGGUAGUCCACAUUCCUUCCCUGGAUGACUAUUGGGCAGUCAACACCCGCAUCCCACAGGUGACCGACUACAUGUCCGCAAAGCGAUUUAAACAACUCAGAUCCACCAUUCACUUCAACAACAACGAUUAUGCCAAGGCUUCCACAGACCGCUUCUACAAGAUACGGCCUCUCUUCACAGGAAUAACAAAACAAUUUAUGCGGGUCAAGGAAACUCCCCAUCAGUCGGUUGAUGAAGUGAUGGUGGCACAAGGCACAAUGGCAGGGAAUCUUCGCCAGUACAUCGCAAACAAACCGGACAAGUUCGGCUACAAGUUAUUCUGCCGUGCGAGUAUCGAUGGUUUCAUCCACGAUGUCCUAAUGUAUCAGGGACAAACGAGCUUCAGCAGCCACCCUGUAGACCUGACUGAGGAGGAGGAAGAACAGCUACUGAGCAACAGGAUUGUGAUUGUCCUUGCCAAGACCAUCAAAGACCCCGCUAAUUCCGCCAUCUAUGCGGACAACUACUUCACGAGCAUCCAACUGGUUGAGUUCCUGAAAGACAAGCUCCAAUGCCGCUAUGUGGGGACUGCCAGACCCAACCGCAUUGGAAAUCCACCACUGAUGUCUAGGAAGGAAAUGGAGAAGAAGACCACUCCCAGGGGGAAGCACGAUUAUGUCUCCUGCAACGGGGUCCUUGCUAUGUGUCGGAAGGACAACAAACCAGUCACUAUCCUCUCUUCUGAUGCCGGGGUUCUUCCACUCUCCAAGGCCAAAAGGUGGGACAAGGAAUCCAAGAAAAAGGUCGACAUCCCAUGCCCAGCGGUCAUCAAGGAGUAUAAUGGUAAAAUGGGGGGCAUUGAUAAGUCCGACAUGCUCACCCAUCUCUACAAAUCUCCGAUGAAGGCUAGGUGGUAUUAUCUCAGGCUGUUCGGGUACAUCUUGGAUCUCUGCACCACUAAUGCCUGGAUCCUGUACAAGAGGGAUUCCAAAGCCCUGUCAGAGAAGCCCAUGCCCCUCAAAAACUUCCGCCUGGAGAUCAGUGCCUUUGCCCGUGGCUACAAAACCAGACCUGCCAGGUGCCUCCGCGAUACCCCUGAGAGUUUUGUCCGGCCAAAGAAGGGACAAAAUCCCACCGCCCAGCAGACAACCUUCGCUAUGACUACUCCAAAUUCCACUGCCCAGUGUUUGUCAAGCAACGGAUGA
Molecule: messenger RNA, 1988 nt
Organism: Eriocheir sinensis (Chinese mitten crab)
Lineage: Eukaryota; Metazoa; Arthropoda; Malacostraca; Decapoda; Varunidae
Product: piggyBac transposable element-derived protein 3-like
Exons: 3
Coding region: 267-1988 (573 amino acids)
Source: RefSeq, a predicted model, not a curated record